AUUUUGUUUCAGAUGAAGCUGGGUCAAGUGCUUUUUGUCCUGUUUCUCUUGACGCAGGGCACUGCGACAUUCAGAAGCGAUGCAAUAGCUCCAAGCAGAAAUUAUACUUUAUUAUCUACUGUUCUUGCUGGUGAGCUAGUGGGCAACAUCACUCUGACGCCUUCUCAAGGACCAUUCGUGAUAGAUAAAGACUUAUUAGUCCCUGAAGGCUCUCAAUUGACUUUAAAACCGGGAGCGCAGUUGCUCUUUCGUCCUGAGACCGGAAUACGAAUCAAUGGCUCCUUGGUUGCAGAAGGGAGCCCGGAAAACAAGAUUUCGUUAUCAUCAUUUCCUUACCCUAAUGCAAGCUCAUACGCUAGCUACUACUAUGGCAAUGGAAUACGCCUUGUUGAUGGAAAUAAUUACACUGAAGGACGGCUGGAAAUAUUGAUGAACAAUAGAUGGGGGGUUAUCUGUGCAGAUCACUGGACUGAAAAGAAUACUGAUGUUGCAUGCAGACAUUUGGGCUUCUUAGGAGGGAAGAGACAUUUCGARCGUCCUUUUGAUCGAACAAAGCUCUAUCUCAUUGAUUAUUUCGGAUGCAAAGGUGAUGAAAACAACCUAUGGAACUGCAACUACAGAAGUAGAUGGGUAAACUGCCCCCAAUAUCCCAUUGGUAUUGAAUGCGUGGGCUUGCAAAGCUUUCUCAAGGAAAAAGUAAAAUGGCGAGGGAUAUCCUUCAUGAUGCAGAGUCCCGGAGUACUAUCAAUACUGAAGCAUGUUACCAUUGAAGACGCAGUUUUUGCUUUGAAUGUCACACACCAAGCCCCGGAAAUAAGCGGCGUCACUAUCACGAACUCCUUCCACGGUAUCCAAGUAAGCCACUUGAUCGAGCAAAGCAACAUUGAACUCACUGACAUUUUGGUUCAUGAUAAUUACCUUACUGGCAUGAAGAUUAUGAGCUUAAAGUCAGAAGUCAGAAUUCGUAAUUCGUCCUUCACGACGACAUCUUUUGGAGAUGGGUUUUCCUUUGAAGAUGAGACAGUGCCUAUUGAUUUAUGUACUUGGRRCCAAAACUCGACACUGGUGUACCCCUUAAUGUUUAGUGCGUCGUCUGAUGGCAACGAUGGCUAUUGCUCUAAGCGUGGAGUAAACAUAGAGAAUUUUGCAGGCCAUCUUCAAAUGACUAACAGCAAAAUGAACCAAAAUGCACUUGACGGUGUUAACAUCAAAGGAUUGGUUGGAAAACUAGAGCUAAUUGAUCUUGAUGUUGUGAAUAAUGGUCAACUUGGUCUGGUACUGGAAAAMGUCUCCGGUAAAAUUGUUUUAGAGAGCUUUAACAUAAGUCACAAUAAGCAGGAUGGAGUUAAGGUCUACCAAGGAACAGGAUUCCUGAUGAUGAAAAAAGGAGCGAUUAAAGAAAAUAAUGCUCGAGGAAUUCAUAUCGGAUCUCUAAGAGAAGUUCAGCUAAAUUUAACAAGCUUGGUAAUUUCUAUGAACAAGGAAACAGGCCUAACUUUGGAGAAGAUAUCAAAAGGUAUACUAAUGCUAACAGACGUUACAACAACUUUAAAUUCCAAGUAUGGUGCGUAUUUUACACAAUGUUCAUCUCCGGUGGCCAUUGCAAGAAGCUCCGCAAACGAGAAUGGUGGCCAUGGAUUCUAUUUUCAAAGGCAAGGUGGCUCUGUUAAGAUGUCGGAGUUCACUGCAUCUCGAAACCAGGAAAGCGGACUUCGUGUUGAAGAUGGCAUAUCUCGCUUGUUUAUCCAACAUGGUAUGAUAAAUAAAAAUAACAAGCAUGGGUUUUACUUGAACAAUCACGGCGGAGAGAUUUUGAUGGUCAACGUAAGCCUCAACGACAACAAAGAAAGAGCAAUAAAUGUGUAUGAGAAUUCACAAGGAAACCGCAUAACAUUGUUUUCAGUUUAUGGGUGUUAUAUUUCYGGAAGCAAAGUUGGUUUGAAGUUAAUUAUUUYUUGCACCUACAAGUCUAAUAGCGUAAGAAACGUCAGCAUCCGGCUAGAAAGUAAUACUUUUGCCAACAACACGCUAGAAACAUUUGGUUUCUAUAAAGAACAUACUUGCUAUUACUCAACAACGCCUAGACAAGUUUUUAUCGAUGCAGUAAACAACACUUUCAUCCUCAAUAAGAAGAGUGUUWUCCACAUUGAUUGUCCUGGUAUGUUUGCUCUACAAGGAACAUUAGCCUCAAAYGCRUUUCUUGRCAAUUUGGGUAAGGUUGUAACUGUAAGGGAAGGAACMAACUGUGRCGAUCGUCAUAAAUAUCCAAUAARARUACARAUUWCCUCAAACAGGUUUGAAAAUAACACGGGCCAGUACAUGGUCAACAUUGAUUUGCAGCCUUGGUAUACCAUUCGCUCCGYUGUCUUGCGACACAACUCCUUUGUGAUGAACAAACAGACCAAACUGCCCUCGAGAUUCUAUAGCAGAAUGACURAAGACGCUGUAAUUGUCUUGAAAGAAGGAACAUUUCAUAUACUGCAAAAUUCCUUUGAAAAUCCCAACUUUAACUAUCAAGUCGCAGCCGCUCUUGUUGCUCAUGGAAGAGUCAUAAAUGCAAGCCACAAUUGGUGGGGGACAAAAGACGAAUGUAGGAUAAAGGACUUGAUAUUUGAUAAGGAAGAUAGACUUGAUCUUGUCAAAGCUGAUUAUUUUCCCUAUUUGCUGAGCAACCAUAGCUCAGAUAUUAUUUCAUCAAAUACMACCAGGCCUUUGUGCUUUCUCAAAGACUCGCAUUUGGGCGGUACACUAAACAGGCACUUAAUAUUAUCCAACAAAUCAGUCCCAUAUAAGGUGGUGAAUGAUUUAGUCAUUCUUCCGAAGGGAUCUCUCGUCAUAGAAUCUAACGUAACUCUGAUAUUUCCUCCAAGAUCUGCGUUCGUUGUUCAAGGAAGCUUGAACAUUUAUGGCGAAGAAAGMGCAACUGUGAAGUUCACUCUAGACAAGGUUGUUGACUCAAGAAUACGACUGAAGAAUGGUUGGUACGGCAAUCUYGAGAUUAAAAUCAACARUACAUGGAUGACUCKAUGUGUCARGAGAARCUUUKAYUUUCAACCAGAAAUGGUCUGCAACCAYUUCAAUCUGGAGUAUGAAAGUUAUAACYGGUAUUAUCCAAGUGGAAAAGAACAUGGYUUUAUCAAUAACUUAAAUUGUGAUCACAACAUAGCCCUGGACAUGAGUCCAUGCAACUAUGAAAACCUUAGMUAUACUCCACGUUGUGAUGRUUAUGUYUUGUACCUUCGAUGUAAGAGACCCUACUGGUCUGGUGUUCACCUUGCCAUGACUAAAGCCAAAAAUAGUAUUAAGCACCUUGAGAUCCACGAAGGGGGUCAGAAUUACAGAACAGACCUCAAAAUAACCUCAGCAGCUUUAAGAGUGGAUUUUGAUGACCACGUCCUGAGAAAUAUAAUGGUGAAGAACUCAGCAUCUGUUGGUGUACAGGUUUUGUAUUCAAAUCCCUUCAAAAGAGUGCCUACUUUAUCUAGUUCCUUGGUAGAGGGUACUGAAUCCAACGGUAUGCAGAUCAGUUUUUCCCAUGCACCUCUAGAUCGUGUUAACAUCAUAGAUGCUAAAGGCAACGGUCUUUAUUCAAAAAGCUUGUGGAACGAUCUUGAUUUAGACGCACGAAGAAUGUCAGACCCUGCAUUUAUUCACCACGUCUCUGAUUGUAAAGAAAAGUCAAUAUUCAUCCAAGAGGGUGAUUCAAGGUAUUUGAUCUUUUCUCCAUUUGGAGAAACGGCACCAUCAAGUUGCGAUCAAGAAGUAUAUACGACGAACAGAUCAAACAUUGCUCUGCAAAUAAUCUACAAAAACAUAAGAUAUAGUUCCUAUCACUAUGACAGUGUAAAUGUAAAUAGUGGUGGAAAACAAUGGAAGUUGGAAGAUCUUUCAUGGGAGGACAGACCUGUUUUAUAUGCCAAUACCUCAAUCAUGCAUCUCCGUUUUAUGAAGUACUAUGCUUACAGACCAAUGCUCGUACACCUAUUGGCUUCCUCUCUUAAUGAUACAAAUGGACAUAUGAAGCAAUAUAAGAAGAUUUCGAUCAAAAACUGUGUUAUCAAAAAUACUUCAGGAAGUGGAAUUUAUAUUCAUGGACCUCGUACGGAAUCGAUUGUUAUACAAAACUCCACCAUUCAAAGCAGUCUUAAGAAUGGCAUCGAAAUUAGUUCAUCAAUCACAAGUCUCUUUGUCCAGUCAUCAACCAUUGCACUUCAUCUUACGGGCGUCUUAUUAUAUUCCCUAAACGGCAUUUACAAUAAAGGGAUUGCAGGUAAAAUCUUUAUCUCAAAAAGCGUCAUUUCGAAAUGUAGCAACAAAGGACUUCAUGCAUGGGCUUCUGGAAGUAAAACUAUAACUAUAGAAGACUCUUUAAUGUCACAGAUCACUGGAAAUGCGGUUAAUUUAUAUGGAAGAUAUUCUCAAACUUCUCUUUACGUCAACAAAUGCAGAUUUCAUGAGAACAAACUACAUUGUGUUAAUGCACACAGUCAAAACAACUGGGGUUCUGCAAUUGAAUUCCAUGUGACAAACAGCAACUUUUCCAAUAAUGCUGGGCGUGUCGUCAAUAUUGAACGAGCCACGUCCCUGGCAAAAUGGCUCAUCGAAGGGAACACCUUUUUCAACAACUCCGAACCUUCGGUUAUUUCAAUUGGAGAGCAUUUCCCUCAUACAACAUAUACAAUCAAAAAUAACAGUUUUAUUUCAAAUCGUUGUAAUAAAGACGCUGUCAUAGAUCUGUGUUAUAGCGCUCAAUUUGUGGCCAUUGAUAAGAACACGUUUUUAGGAAACUUCGGACCUGCAGUUAUUUUGAAAACAGCCGUUGCAUCGCUACCUUUACAAAUCAAAGAAAAUACGUUCAUAAACAAUCUUUGUUUUGGCUGUCCAAUUCUGAAGUUUCUUCGAAUUGAAAAAGACCUUAUCUUGGAGAACAAUACCUUUACUAACAAUACUGGCCAGGUCAUGAUCUUUCUUCAAGCUGCUUAUGAGAUAACUGCCAGUACACUCGUACAAAAACUGUCUUUGACUGACAAUGCCAUAAAAGAAAGCCACCCUAGUGCCUCAGUGUCUUCAAACGUUGAAAGAUGUGUUAUAAAUUUUAACGGCAUCUUAUUCUUUAAAGACGUCAAAUGGAGAAAUAACAAAAUGAGUAACGCACAAUUUGACUUUGAGUUGUGUCUUCAUACCCUUGGCUUGUCUCAGCUGCCUCAAUUAAACGCCAAUGAAACAUGGUGGGGAACGAACGAAGACAUCUCAAGAAGAGUUCUCAGUUUUGAUAUUAACUAUGAAUACGGCAUCGUCAACUAUGGACACUUUCUUGCCUUAGAAAAUAAGGUAUUGAAAACAAUAGUGUAUGACGCUGACUCUGCAUUCGAUGAGUUGUUUGGAAAGUCAAUACUCAGGGGAAGGAUACAUAAAUCUAUAACCCUCCGACGCAACAACAGCCCUUUCAAGGUUCUUGGAGAUGUUACUGUGCUACCCGACACCGUGCUUACAAUAGAACCUGGAGUAACAGUUCAGUUAGCACCAUACGCGAGUAUAUUAGUGCUUGGAAAACUCAUUGCAAGAGGUGAUAAAGAACACCACAUCACCUUCAAGCACAUUGAUAAAUCCAAGAAUACUGAAGCACUUCCAUUUGACAUUCGGUUAAUGGAUGGGGAUUUUCCUUGGUAUGGUCGAUUGGAAGUUUAUCACAAUUCGAGUUGGAAACCAUUAUGUACAGAGAAGUGGAUAAGACAAAACGUCAUUGUUGCCUGCCGUCAGCUUGGUUAUGAUGGUCCAAAUUUGGACAUGAGCCCAAUAAGAUUCGGUAAUACAGAAAACAAUCUAACGUAUCCUCUUGAGUUACGUUGUUUGGGAAAUGAAUCAUCCAUUACAAAAUGCGCAAAUAAUUCAACAGGUCAAGACAUCCAUCGCUGUCAAAGUGUCGUUGGAUUAAGGUGCCAUGGAAAAGAAUGGGGAUCUAUUCGUUUUUCACGCCCUCCGAUUGAAAAAAUCAAUGCAAGUAACAGUACAUCAGUUCUUGAAUACGUUGACAUUAUGUACGCUGGGAAAAGGAAAAGCUCAAAUACUUCGGCUAUUGAAAUGAUUCGGAGAGUUCCAAUAAUAAGUCAUAUUAAAGUGUUUAACUGUUCCUCUGGGGGUCUCACCAUCGUGUUACCAGAUAAAAACCACAAAGUUGAGAAGAGUCAGUUCAUAAAUACUGGAGGAACAGGARUAACAGUUAUGGAAAACACGAAAUCCUUUGUCAUUCAAGAUUCUCACAUAUCAGAAAACAAUAAUGGUCUCCUUUUUAUUCGUUGGGAUGAUCAAUUAAUCAGCAAUUUCAUCGGACAAGAUGGAGUGUUUUUGUGUGAUAAUAAAAUGCAAACGAUAGAUGUCAAAGAAAGCGAAUUCCUUUAUUUUGUAACGACACCAGCCAAAGGUCAUACGAAAGAUUAUCCCACAAUCGAAUGUCAAAAAAGACUUCGAACUGAAAAAGGCAUGGGAAUAAUUAUUAGAGUUUUGAGCGUCAAGGGGACACAAACCCUACGUGUUCAUGUUGGUCAAACUGACAUAAUAAACACUAAAACUUAUSGUUGGAAGGGUUUCAACUUAUACAUCGAUUUUGAGGACGUACAGUUGACCUGGAAAGGAACAUUUUCCUCGCAAGUCGUACUUCUCGUUACUGCAAUAGAACUGAAAGAUAUGCCAUGUACUUUUAUUCGUAAUCGUAUGUGUGGCUGGCAAAGUGUCUUAAACAAGAGGGUUCUGGGAAUGACAGCGAAUAACGCGUUUAAAAAUGUUUAUGAUGCUGGAAGUGGACAUGCGAUUGAUCUACAAUAUCCAUAUUGGUGGCGUGAACAUUAUGCUAAUCUUGUAAGCCCAUUAAUCACCCCAAAUGCCAAAGCAUGUCAACUGAAUUUCGAGUACAGCUUCACUUCUGUGCAGAGUUAUUUAUGGCUGGCAGUGAUACGAGAGGAAUACGAGAACGGAACACAAAUUCAUACUAAAUUAUGGUCAUCUGAUGAAGAAGAAACUCAGAAGAGAUYAUGGAUGAAGACUUCAAUUACAAUUCCUUUAAGAAACAAGCCCUUCAGACUCGUCCUGUUCGCGCACACCAAAAAAACUUCAUGGUAUAAUACUAAUAUUUACUUAAAGAAUUUGAAUGUUAAAAACUGCUCAGCUGAAAAUAUCGAUGUCAAUGGAAAUUUCUUUACGAAGAACCGAAAUCAUAAUAUUUUGCUGCAAAGUAACGUCCCGAUUCAGCAAUUCAACAUAAAGAUACACAGAAACAAGUUUACUGAUGCCGUAGAUGACGCCAGUACCACCGGUACCAUCAGAAUUAACACAUAUAACAAUCCAUUUUAUAUAUUAAAUAAYUUUAUAUCAAAUAACAACAAUGGAGGCGUUUAUGCAACUGUUGGAAACAGCCAUGGCAAUUUGGUCAUAAAAAGCAUGAUUGAAAGAAAUUAUUUCGAAGGCAACAAAAAGGAAACAAUAUACAUAGAUGCUGGAUACGGCGGAAAGGCCUUUAACAUCGAUAUAUUUGGUAACAAUAUWAAUGGUAACAACGGUAAAGGCACUGGCCAAGCCAUACACAGUAACAUUAAGUUAUCUCAGGUGGUUUGUACUCUGGAAGAAAACUUCGUUUACGAUAAUUAUGGCAGGUACAACUUAGARAUCAUGCUGAACAAGAGAACCAUAGUGAAUAGAUUGAUAAAAGUUCGAAACAACACCUUUUAUCACAAUCAUGGGCUGAUAAAAGACUAUGGGUCUACAAUGUAUUGUAAUGGGUCUGUGGUGAUCUACAAGAAUAUCAUCAAGAAUCCUUCCAAUCUUUAUGAGCUUGUCACAGACCGAGCAAGCUCUUUUCGAUUGAUAAAUGCAACUAGCAAUUGGUGGGGAUUUGGAUCACCAAACAUUGUAGGGAUGCGCAUUCGUGAUGUGUCAGACGAUUACAAACUUCCAACAGUAAGCUACCAUCCCUAUAUACCACUCAGGCCUCCAACUGCCGUACCUCUAUCAUGCCCUGCAGCAGGAUGGAUUUUAUUUGAAGAAUCUUGUUUCUUAUACCAUGGAGGUCCCAUGCCUUACUAUGAGGCUGAAAAAUAUUGUUUGGGCAGGGCUUGUACAUAUUCGUACUGCACCCAGUUUGAAAACUGCAGAUCUUGUAUUUCCAGUAAAAACUGUGGUUGGUGUGACAACCUUGGUCAGUGUUUGCCAGGACAUGGUGGAAGAUCUUACUUUGGAACUUGUCAAGACUGGUUCUUUUAUAAUUGCUAUACAAUGGGAAGAAUCAGCUUCUGUUCGCGCAGACAAAUAACGCUGUUAGACUGCAAUCGGCAACUUUGCAACCGUUUCUCAGAUCUUGCAAGUAAGGAAUCGUGUCAAAGGUGCAAAGAUCACGAAAAUUGCUUCCAGACUAAGGAUGCAGAAGGUUGUAGAACUUGGAAUGAGACCCGUUGCCCGAAUGGACAGGUGAAAAUCGAUUACUCUGAUCCUACGCGAGUAGAUAAUACUCAAAUGAACGGCAAUGCUAGGAGUAUAAGUCCUGAAGAAGUAACAAUGUACAGAUGUGAAGCAAAAGAACCAGAUGGCAGAGUCACAACAGUGUUUGCUUUUAACGCUAACUUGACUCUCAAUCCUGGUAAUGUUAUUUCAAGUAAUCAAGCAGGAGGAGUGUUCCAUAAAGUUUCAAAUGUCAAAGAUUUUGUUUCCAACCAAAGCCAUGGAUUUCUUUCCACUAUAACAAGCAUCAACAAAACGUCCGAAUUUGUAUUUGUUGAGACUUUGUUACUGAGAUGUGACAAUACCACUGAUAUGAGUUUCAAAUUCCCAAGUAAACAACUAAGCGAUGAGGACUUGAGCUGCCCUGGAGGGGAUAACAACCCAAAUCUCCUGAUAAAGGCGACAAACAAUGAAACAUUGAACAUGUCGGUCAAUGAUGUCAUCGUCGAUAGACCCAGCCAACCAUUUGUUGCCAAGGCGAAAUCCUUCCACUACAGCCAAGGUUACUUGGUCGUUGAAGUACUUCCGGUUACUUCAAUUGUCAAUGAAAAGGCAAUCACAGAAAUAGGGAUUGAUGAACCACUUAGUCAUGUCAGACGUAAAAGAGCUAUCUACCAUAGAUUCUUUGGAGCGAAUGGAAGAUGGGGAUUUACUUUGAAACAAGGAGGACAAGGCUUCAGUUCUUUUUUAAGUUACGGAGUUGGAUUUUCGCUUAUACUGCAAUUGGAAGUCUCAAGCGCGAGUAUCRACAAGCUAAAGCCGCCAAAAGUACGGAUGAAUAUCUUUAUGUCUGCGAGAGCAUCAGCAUCAGCAGAAGUCUCAUUCAAUCUAAACCGAGGCGGCUCAGCAUCAUCAAGCAGAAGUCUAGUACGUGGCUUAGCCCUUAAGAGAUUCUCUAUCUGCAUUUAUUUUCUUUGUAUUCCAUGUGGAAUCUUUUUCGAUCUUGAUGCAUCAGGAAGCGUUAGUGCACAGCUCGCAGCAGUUGGUUCAGCUUUUUAUCAAUUAAGAAUAAGCAAAGAGAUGGCAAAUGGGGAAUGCUCAACUACAGGAAGAUGUCAGUCCUCUCUAUCAAAGGAGAUCAAAGAAAGAUCUCCGAUAAAGUCUUUACCAACUAUCAAUCUAAGUUUGGAAAUCCCUAUAAUAGUCGAAAGCAAACUAAAUUUGUGUUCGCCCAAGUGCCACCCUUUAGGUAGAAAAGGACUGAAGGUCAAGAUUGGUGCACCGAAAAUUGUUUUCAGUAUAACUAUUGGUGAGAAAAAUAAGUUUAGCUUAAGCUCUGGACGUAUUGGGCAGGUUAUCAACGAAUACUGCUUUGACAUUCCACCUCAUGACCAGACUUGCAGGCCGACUGAAAAACCAGAUCCGCCAGAAACUGGAUUUGGAAAUGAUGAAAACCCAACAAUGGAUUGGGAAAAUGUGGGGAUCCUCCUGUCUGCUUAA
Molecule: messenger RNA, 9927 nt
Organism: Actinia tenebrosa (Australian red waratah sea anemone)
Lineage: Eukaryota; Metazoa; Cnidaria; Anthozoa; Actiniaria; Actiniidae
Biological process (GO): cell-cell junction maintenance; homophilic cell-cell adhesion
Cellular component (GO): membrane
Molecular function (GO): calcium ion binding
Source: RefSeq, a predicted model, not a curated record